UUCGAGUUAAGUAAAAAGUUAAGAAUCCCUAAGAGACACCUCUGUUUGCUGCUCUCGGUGUUCGUCUCAUCGCCGCUGCCACCAUUUGGGGGGAAAGGAAUCCCUCUCAAACUCCAAUAAGAACUCAGGUAUUCUAUUUGUUUAUAUAUUUAUUAUUAUCACUCUCAUUAUUCAGAAGCCACAAGCGAGAGGCUUCCGGGAUUUUUGGUGGUUAUUCUUCAAAUAUUUGGUGUGCAGUCUCAAGAUACUAUCUCCACAAACUUGGUAUUUACAUGAGACUUAUGGAGGUUUCACAAGCUUCUCCUGACCAAUCUAAGAAACGCGAAUGCCAGAAAUCGGAUGAGCCGGCGGCGGUGCUUGUUUCGCUAGGUCCUAUCACUCCCGAUUCCGCCAGAGACAACGGGGAUUUCCCAGUUGAUUUCAAAUCCCAAAUCACAUUGCUUAACAAUAAAGUGGCUUCGUUUGAUUCUAAAUGCGACAGAGAUGAGGACCCAUUGGUUUGUAUCCUCGAUGGCAGCCCUCGGACGCCCAAGGAUGAUGUGUUCGACCCAUUUGCGCCUGGCCCUGACGACUUGGCCUUGGCUCCCCCCUGCAAUAAGUACCUCCAUGUGUCCAAGGGCAUUAUUGCACGCCGCCUCCAUUUUGAUUUUUCUUCCAUAGGAGCUGUGGAGGAGGAAGCUGGUGCCCAGUCCCUUUCGGAUGAAGAGAUGUUAGAAUCGGUUUAUGAGAAUCUCUUGCAAGUUAUAAUCUCAAAACAGACCGAGGGUCUUCUCUCUGGGAUUUCACAUGUAGAUUGCGAUUCUGAUGGGUGUAGAACACCUCCGUCUGCGCCACGUUUAAGUGGAGUUGCUGAUACUUGUCCUGGGGCUCCUAUGAAGCCCACUGGGAAACCAAGGAACAUUGAUUUGGGGUUAUGCAGAAAGCUUGAUUUCUGACUUCAAUGGCCUCUGGUUACUGGUUGGAUUAUAUAUGACACAGCACUGGUAACUUAUCUUUCAUAGAUGUAUAAUGUGCUAGUUCUUAAAGAAAGAAUAUGUUUGAAUAGGAAAUAACUGUCUGACUGAGUUUGGACUGAAGUAGUCUCAUUGUAUAGCCAUUUCUUACAUUGAUUUUAUGUUAGAAUCACCCAAAAUCUUCUGCUCUUCUUCUGCCAAACAUGAUGUCUGCAUCCUAUCCUAUCUGUAACAUUUCUGUUUCUCAGAUAACUACAUGUCAUGGUGAAGAUUCAUUAUUAAAAUGCCAGAUUUAGAUUUUGAA
Molecule: messenger RNA, 1257 nt
Organism: Corylus avellana
Lineage: Eukaryota; Viridiplantae; Streptophyta; Magnoliopsida; Fagales; Betulaceae
Source: RefSeq, a predicted model, not a curated record